GAUCGCUGCGCUGCUCUCCCGCUUCCGCUCCUGCUUGUCGUCUUCCUCCCUCCCACCCUUUCCUCCCCGCCGUCUCACUCAACUGCCAAAACCCUAAACCCCGCUCCGUCCACCGCGAUGGAGGACGUGCUCCGCUCCCCCGCCGGCUCGCCCGGCCCGCCGUCCCUACCCCCCGCGGCGGCUGCGGCGGGCGGCGCGCCGGAGGACGUGGCGCUGCUCCCUCUCCCCCCGCCGCCGCCGCUGGGAUCGUCGCGACCGGAGCGCCUCGCCGACCGCCUCGAGGCCCUCGCGCCGCGGACGAGGAGGUGUUACAGGAGGAGGAGGACGAGCGCUAGCCCCGGAGCGGGUGGCCGGGCCCGUGCAACGCCGCCGCGGGAGCCGCAGGACGCGCCGCCGCUCCCUCUCCCUCCGCCUCCACCGCUGGGAUCGUCGCGCCCAGAGCUGGCCGUGGCCCGCCUCGAGGGCGGCGACGCGCGGCCUGCCGCCGCUGCCGGGAGCAUGGGGAGGAGCGCCAGCCCCGGAGCGGGAGCGGGAGGAGGCCAGCGGCUGCAGCGGCGGUGGCGCUCCCCGAAACGGAGGUCGUCGCCGUCGCCCGCGCCGCCCAAGCGGUCGCGCCGUGGGAGUUCCUGGAGCAAGGACAGGCCAAGUGAAGGCAGGGGCAGCCGCUCUCGCUCUCCAGAUAGGCCUCACUAUGGUGUUACCACUAAUGGUCAAGAUAAUACUGAAAGGUUAGGAUUAAUGACAUACAAACAGUUUACCCAAGUUCUUGAGGAUGAUGUUUCACCAGCUCAAGCUGGGGCCAGGUACAAAGAAUACAGGACAGAAUACAUAGCUACUCAGAAACGUGCUUAUUUUGAUCUCAAUAAGAAUGAAGAUUGGUUGAAAGACAUGUACCACCCAACAAAAUUAUUAUCUGUUAUUGAAAGGAGGAAUGAGUUUUGCAAGACUGUUGCAAAAAAUUUGAUUCUCGACCUGCGGAAUGGAACUUUGGAUCUUGGUCCUGGAGUGACUGCUGAUGCACCGAUUAAAUCAGGAGGCAAGGAUGGAAGCCCUGAGGAUGAUGCAGAUUAUGGUGAAAGGGAAAGAAAGCAUGGAAGAGGUCCCCGGAAAGAGAUAGAACCGCUUUCAGCUGCUCCUAGAGCUCAUCCGGUCAGUUCACAGUACAGAAGGAUUCACGUUGACAUAGAGCGAACUCUUGCUUUGUUGAAAAAGCUUGAUUCAGAGAAGGAUAUUGUGGGAAACAUGCUAUUAACUGGUGUUCACGGCAAGUCAAAUGUUGAUGAAUCAUUCAGCAAGUCCAUGGGGCCUGUAGUUAUUAUCCGGAGCUUAAAUACUGUCAAGGGCCUUGAAGGUGUUGAGCUCCUAGACACUCUCCUUACUUAUCUGUGGCGUGUCCAUGGUGUUGAUUACUAUGGCAUGUCUGAGAUGAAAUAUGCAAAAGGUUUUCGUCAUGUGAGAGCUGACAACAAGAGUGGCAGUAUGGUUGAAAAUAUCAAUGCUGCUGAUUGGGAGAGGAAACUGGAUUCCUUCUGGGAAGAAAGACUGAUGAAUGGUGAGGAUCCUCUAGUUGUAUUGACUGCCAAGGACAGAAUUGGUGCAGCAAUUGCUGAAGUUCUAGAAACUUAUGUCAGAAAAAUGCGGGAUAAGAAGUAUGUCUGGAAGUAUGGUUGUGGUGCCAAUGGAUGUGAAAAGCUUUUUCAUGCUCCUGAGUAUGUACACAAGCAUCUGAGGCUCAAGCAUCCUGGUUUGGUCUCUAUUUUGGCCUCAAGAGUCGAAAAUGAUAUCUAUUUCCAAAAUUACAUGGAUGAUCCAGAUGCUCCAGGAGGAGAACCAGUUAUGCAGAAAAUGGAACCUGAUAGAAUGAGACGAAGGCCUGAUGAACAGAAGUAUGGUGCUUCUGGUGGACGUGGUUCAGACACUCUACUUCUCCCCAAACCUUCACUAGUACUAAUACCUGUGCCUGGUGCUGGCCCAUACGGUCCAUUUGUUCCUGCACCUUCAGAGAUGGCCAUGCAGAUGACGCAGAAAGGACAUUCAGGACCAGAUGCUGCUCGACAAUGGAAGCCUUCGGUGCUGGGACCAAUGCUACCCAUGUAUCCAUCAUUUCCACUUGACAUACAUACUUAUCGAAGUUACAAAGAUCUCGAUGCUCCAAAGGAAGAAAUCGCCGCUCUUGACUUGAGAAGAUUGUAGAGAAUUUCCAGUUGUCCUUUUUGAUUUCGCUGAUAACCAUAGCUAGUUCAUCCUGAUAGCAUGUGCAACCAGUGUAUCUGACCUGAAAGCAGUUACGUUCGGUUCCUGAGGCAUGAAGCCCGAAAGGUUUUUUUAGGUCUCCAAUAAUGUGAUGCUUCAUCAUGUUCUGCAGGCUCUAGCACGUCCUAUACGCUCAUAUAUGAGGAUAUUUUAGAUAGACUUCUUAUACAACAGUUACCUGUUGGCUGUUUGCUGUUUCACUACUGUAUUUUUCCAUUUGUGAGACACACAAGCUGCAUGGUCGUUCAACUUCAAACUGCUCAUAGUUGCUGCUGGAUGUUGGGAUCCAGGGAAAAACUCCCUUUUGUAACUAUUUUUUCCCUCAA
Molecule: messenger RNA, 2579 nt
Organism: Panicum virgatum (switchgrass)
Lineage: Eukaryota; Viridiplantae; Streptophyta; Magnoliopsida; Poales; Poaceae
Product: serrate RNA effector molecule-like
Exons: 12
Coding region: 118-2193 (691 amino acids)
Biological process (GO): mRNA processing; primary miRNA processing
Cellular component (GO): nuclear body
Source: RefSeq, a predicted model, not a curated record